GGAGUAAUAAGGAAAGGAACAAGACAAGAUCAUGAAAGGAAAAUACGUGAUCAUGUGAUCUCACCAGUAGAUUCUCCCCCGGACCAAUCACAACGCGGCUAGAUAGACCGCCCUAAAUGUUGAGUUCCCAACGAGAUCCUCUAUGACUCUGGUGUACUUUUACUACUGCUCUUCUCUUCUCUUUCUCUCUUCUCUAUCAUGGUCUCUCGCCUACAGACACCAUGGCGGGCAAAGUACACAUCGCAGACACCCCCCUCACCCGUGGUAACUGGCACAAACAUGUCAAUUGGCUCAACACCUUUUUCAUCCUGGGAAUUCCCUUGUACGGUUGCAUCCAGGCCUUCUGGGUGCCGCUGAGGCUCAGUACCGCUGUCUGGGCUGUUCUCUACUAUUUCUUCACUGGAUUGGGCAUCACGGCUGGAUAUCACCGUCUAUGGGCCCACUGCUCCUAUUCCGCGACUCUUCCUCUCCGUAUCUGGCUCGCGGCCGUUGGUGGUGGCUCGGUCCAAGGCUCGAUCCGCUGGUGGGCACGUGGCCACCGGGCUCAUCAUCGCUACACGGACACGGAAAAGGACCCCUACUCGGUUCGGAAGGGCUUCCUCUACUCGCAUCUCGGUUGGAUGGUCAUGAAACAGAACCCCAAGCGGAUUGGACGGACAGACAUUUCUGAUCUCAACGAAGAUCCGGUUGUGGUCUGGCAGCACCGUAACUAUAUCAAAGUAGUCUUGACCAUGGGUCUGGUCUUCCCCAUGCUGGUGGCAGGGCUUGGUUGGGGUGACUGGUGGGGUGGCUUUAUCUACGCAGGCAUAUUGCGUAUCUUCUUUGUUCAGCAAGCCACCUUCUGUGUCAACUCAUUGGCUCACUGGCUUGGUGACCAGCCGUUCGAUGACCGGAACUCUCCUCGUGACCAUGUCUUUACCGCACUGGCUACUCUGGGCGAGGGAUACCAUAACUUCCAUCAUGAGUUCCCAUCAGACUACCGCAAUGCGAUUGAAUGGCAUCAAUAUGAUCCCACCAAAUGGUCCAUCUGGGUGUGGAAGCAGCUUGGCCUGGCAUACAACCUGAAGCAGUUCCGUGCCAACGAAAUCGAAAAGGGCCGCAUCCAACAACUCCAGAAAAAGGUCGAUCAGAAGCGCGCCAAACUCGACUGGGGCAUUCCCCUGGACCAGUUGCCCAUCAUGGAAUGGGACGAUUACGAGGAGCAGGCCAAGAGCGGCGGUCGUGCUUUGGUGGUCAUUGCCGGCGUUGUUCAUGAUGUCACCGACUUUGUCAAGGAUCACCCUGGCGGCAAGGCUAUGAUUAACUCCGGCAUUGGCAAGGAUGCGACCGCCAUGUUCAACGGUGGUAUCUAUUACCAUUCCAAUGCGGCUCACAACUUGCUAUCUACUAUGCGUAUUGGCGUUAUUCGUGGCGGUAGUGAGGUUGAGAUCUGGAAACGCAACCAGGUCGAGGGCAGCAAGUACAUUCGCGAUGGAUCGGGCCAACGCAUCACUCGCGCCGGUGAGCAGAUCACCAAGAUGCCGGCGCCUACACCGACUGCGGGUGCCGCAUGAUCUUCUCUUCUGUAUUCUAUUUAACGGUUCUAACGCAUUUGUGGCGUUUUUCAAGUGGGUUCAAAUUCGAAUUUUCGGGGUCGGGGUUAGCCAUGUAUUUUUUGAAGAAAAUUUUCUAUAGCUUUUGCUGCAUCUAUUACUUCAUAUGAAAUAAGUUCUUGGUUAGACAUUCAAAUCUACAAUACCUACUAUAGCCCUGUUUAUUGGACUUUCUGUGCCUUGUCUGAACAUCUG
Molecule: messenger RNA, 1787 nt
Organism: Aspergillus ruber CBS 135680
Lineage: Eukaryota; Fungi; Ascomycota; Eurotiomycetes; Eurotiales; Aspergillaceae
Product: acyl-CoA desaturase
Exons: 2
Coding region: 222-1553 (443 amino acids)
Biological process (GO): unsaturated fatty acid biosynthetic process
Cellular component (GO): endoplasmic reticulum membrane
Molecular function (GO): heme binding; stearoyl-CoA 9-desaturase activity; iron ion binding
Source: RefSeq, a predicted model, not a curated record